AUGUGGAAGGCUGGGAAGGGGGGCCUUAAGGGACGUUCUCAUGGCAGGGGCCGGGCCGAGGGGGAGACCACUGUCGUGUUGACAGGUCUGCCAAAGACUCUAAACGCAGAGAUUUUGCUGGAUUUGCUGGACAAGGAGUUCCCCUGCUGCUAUGACUUCUUUUACCUUCCCAUGUAUCUGGAUCAGCUUGAAAACACUGGAUUAGCAUAUAUAAAUUUUCGUGACCAUGAGAAGGCCUUGGAGUGCCAGCACUACUUCGAAGGUAGUAUUAACUGGGGUGGGCACAUCUCCGACCGCCCCUGCAAAGCGCAGUGGUCUUCUAUCCAGGGCUAUGAGGCAAACAUUACGCGACACCGAAAAGCGGCGUGGAAUGACAAGAACCUUCCUGAGGAUUGCAAGCCCAUGGCUUUCGACGAGCAAGGUAGGCGGCUGCCCCCUCAGGAGGUUUUCACACCUUUACAUGCCCAAGACUCCGGCAAAGGCGGCAAAGUUGGUAGGUACCGGAAGCCGGGAAAAAGCAAGUCGUGGGAAGACGAGUGGUAUGGCGCCAGUAAGUCACAUCCUCAGAAGGGCGGCAACUGGCCCGGCUGGUACACUGACCACAACAUUGCCAACGAGUCGAACCUGGCCAACGAGUCGCGCCAGAGCGACACUGGCUAUGCUGGGGCUGCCUUUGAGCCUUUUGAUGAUGGCACCGGCUGGAUUCAAGCGGACUGGCAUGCAAUGGGAAUGAUGAUGACCGCCGAAGAACUUCAAGAAGGGGAUGAAUCAUGGGGCAAUCCGAAUGAAGGAAGUAUGGAAGUCUCCGCGCUUGACCUGUAUUUGGCCGGUAUUGACAGGUGCUCCGACGAGGAAGGCGCCGGCCUGGCGAGCCCGAGCCCGACCUGGGCGCCGCCAUAUUCCUCGCAGGAAUCUGCCGACUGGAAAAUUCCAGAGACAUUUCGGGGAGAGCCCUUGAAUGAUGAGGAUUUUUCUAACACGCUUAAAGUUGACCCUUUCCGUCAGAAGACUCUGCCCAACCCGUUGAUUCCGGAACUUCCCGCGAUCGAGCAUUUGCAGGCCUUGAAUAUCUUGAAUCAGGAAGCUGCAUCUGCGAGCCCGCAUGGAAGUCCGCACAUGUCCCCCGCCUCAAGUGCCUCAGAGCCGGGACAGCUCCACCUUGGCAAGUAUGGCAAGUAUGCCUGCCCAAACUGCAAACUGACCUUCGCCAAGUGGUCCGCAUGCCAGCAUCAUCUCGUGACCGAAAUGAACUGCUGGUGCGUGCUAGAGGAGGGCCGGCUGCCCUCCGAUGUGACUGAGCUACAGGGCACAUGCAAAGCUGCUGCAGAGCAGGCCAGGGGCUCCCAAAAAGAGCUCCCAAAAGACUCCAAAGACUCCAACUCCAGCGAGGCCUUCUUCGAUGAGGCCAUCCAGGAGAAAGUCCUCCGCUUUCAGUAG
Symbiodinium natans is the source of this 1437-nucleotide messenger RNA. The record is from the annotation of a GenBank genome assembly. Lineage: Eukaryota; Dinophyceae; Suessiales; Symbiodiniaceae.